This is a messenger RNA of Kwoniella shivajii, 1467 nucleotides long. RefSeq lists its product as uncharacterized. Gene Ontology annotation, cellular component: membrane; oligosaccharyltransferase complex. NCBI's taxonomy places the organism in Eukaryota, Fungi, Basidiomycota, Tremellomycetes, Tremellales, Cryptococcaceae. The coding region runs from base 1 to 1467 and encodes 488 amino acids. The transcript is spliced from 6 exons. The record is from RefSeq and is a predicted model, not a curated record.
AUGAGAUCCUUCGCUUUGCUGUCAAUAUCAGCGGCAUUACCUUUGAUCUGGGGACUAAACGUUCCUCAAACUUAUAUCAACACGGCAAUAGCUAGGACUAUAGAAUUAGGAGGAUUGACAACUCAAGUUACUACUCAAUAUAAUAUCAAACCUACCGAUAACAAUCCAGGGGAAUACUUCCUGGCUCUAGCUGGAGAAAAGGACGAGCUACCCGCCUGGUGGGAAGUCAGUCUGGGUGGAAAGAAGUUGGAGGGAAGACUAGUUGAUGAUAUCUCCCCAACAGUCGCUAUAGAUUUAGGCACAACCAAAAAAGAUCAGGUGAUAACAUUAUCUCUGAAUCAAGUAUUAGCUCAUACAAGUAAACCAUUACCUUCUGAGAUUGAACAAAAAGAUCCUCAAUAUUUAAGUUGGAAAUCAAAUUCAACUUAUGUGGAUAGUUGGUAUACUACGGAUGUUGAACGUGUCAAAAUCAGAGCACCACAUCCAUCAAUUCUCUCAGCCUCAUCAGUUCCAGAAACGUAUACUAGAGAUAACACCUUGACUAAAUCAGGAGGAACGAUAACGCUAGGUCCAUUCCAUUCAUUACCUCCAACUCUCAUCUCAAAUGGAGGAUCACAGAAAAAAGUCGAACAACAUCCUUUCUCAGUCCAUUACGAAACUAAAGAUCCUGUUAUUGGGAUUAGAACUCUGAAGAGAGCUGCGGAAGUCAGUCAUUGGGGCGCUAAUUUGAAUAUCCAGGACGAGAUUGAUCUAGUCAACGAAGGACCUAAACUCAAAGGUCAUUUCUCUAGACUUGCACACCAACAAUCUAAAUUUCACGCUCAUGUCCCCGCUCAGAUCUUGACUGAACUAACAUUAAAACUACCACCAACAUCACAUUCAACUUAUUACUAUGAUACCAUAGGGAAUGUAUCUACAUCACAUUUCAGACAAGGUUCAACGCCUGCGACCAAAAAACAACCUAAGGGCGUCAAGACAUCACCCAGAAUAGUGGAUGGUACAUUGGAACUGAAACCCAGAUAUCCCCUUUUAGGCGGAUGGAAUUAUUCUUUCACGAUUGGCUGGGAUACACCUUUAGGUGAUGUUUUGAAAACAGAUGAAAAAGAUGGGAAAAGGAUCUUGGCGGUCCCUUUCAUAACUGCUUUGAAAGAUGUCGUAGUCGACCAAGCGGAAUUAUUGGUUAUCCUCCCCGAGGGUGCAAGUGACGUUCAAGUAUACACUCCAUUCCCUGUAGAUUCAAUUGAACAUUCCAUCCACAAGACUUACCUUGAUACUACCGGAAGAUACGCUAUCACAUUGAAAAAGACUAAACUUACAGAAAACCAUGCUCAAAACGUAUAUGUUACCUACCACUAUCCCCUUUCUGCACAAUUCCAAAAACCAAUCACUAUAGCGUCAUUGGUGGGAAGUUUGUUCUUACUUGGUAUGGGGUUGAGAAGGGUGAAUUACAGCAUCGACAGAAAGUAG